Messenger RNA from Diaporthe amygdali, 237 nucleotides. RefSeq lists its product as uncharacterized. Gene Ontology annotation, biological process: kinetochore assembly; mitotic cell cycle; chromosome segregation. Gene Ontology annotation, molecular function: protein heterodimerization activity. The transcript is spliced from 4 exons. The coding region runs from base 1 to 237 and encodes 78 amino acids. The record is from RefSeq and is a predicted model, not a curated record. Gene Ontology annotation, cellular component: nucleoplasm; kinetochore. NCBI's taxonomy places the organism in Eukaryota, Fungi, Ascomycota, Sordariomycetes, Diaporthales, Diaporthaceae.
AUGGCGCCAGGACAGAAAAUGUACCCACGGGCGACUGUCAAGAAGAUCGUCAAGGCCCACUCCAACUGCAAUGUCAGCAAGAAUGCGGACGUGACGAUGUUCCUCGACUAUAUCAUCUUCAUGGAAACAUUAGUGAAAGAGGCUGGGAUCGAAUCGAAGCAAGGGGGCGAGAGGGGUAUCACUGCCAGAAGUGUCAAGAAAGUCACAGGCAAUACCCUUGCAAAGUUCAAGGGAUGA